Messenger RNA from Eriocheir sinensis (Chinese mitten crab), 2274 nucleotides. Its product is annotated as porphobilinogen deaminase-like. Gene Ontology annotation, biological process: heme biosynthetic process. The coding region runs from base 332 to 1486 and encodes 384 amino acids. Gene Ontology annotation, cellular component: cytoplasm. Gene Ontology annotation, molecular function: hydroxymethylbilane synthase activity. Lineage: Eukaryota; Metazoa; Arthropoda; Malacostraca; Decapoda; Varunidae. The transcript has 7 exons. The record is from RefSeq and is a predicted model, not a curated record.
UCCAGUGGGUGGCCGGACGGCGACCAUCAGGGAUGUGAAUGGGAGGAUUGCAAGGACAGAGAGGGAAUGGAUGCUGCUGCUGCUGGGACUGAGUGAUGAAGCAAAUGAUAGAAUUAUAGAAGCCAUGAAGAGUUUUCUGGAAAAGAUGUGGUGUGCAAGAAAUAGGGAAUUGGAAGAUUUGUAAUGGAUACUGCUUGUGUUGUUUUAUUUUUACAGGGUGUGCCGAGACGAAGGCCUGACUCUCCAACGGGUCACCUGUACAGCAAGAGCAAGAGCAAGAGAGGCCGGUGCAAAGUACAGUGUUACGAAGUGUGUUUUCUUUGAAGAAACAAUGACUGAAAGUCGUACUAAAACUUUUUCAGAUGAAAUUACUAUCAAAAUUGGAUCCCGAGAGAGUGAGCUGGCCUUGAAGCAGACCUACGUAGUGAAAGAUGCACUGCAGAAAGUCCACCCACACCUCAAGUUUGAAAUUAUAACUAUGAAGACAAAAGGGGACAAGAUCUUGAAUGUGGCACUUUCCAAAAUUGGUGGUAAAAGUCUCUUUACAAAGGAACUUGAAGUCGCAUUAGAGGAGAAACAAGUGGACAUUGUUGUCCAUUCUCUCAAGGAUCUUCCCACCAACCUACCAGAGGGGAUGGUAAUAGGAGCAAUAUGUGAACGUGAGGACCCAAGGGAUGCUGUCAUAAUGCAUCCUAAACAUGCUGAUGCCUCACUAGCCACACUCCCUAAAGAUGCUGUUAUUGGGACAAGCUCUGUGCGUCGGACUGCACAGCUAAAGCGAAGGUUUCCUGACCUGCUAUUCAAAAGUGUGAGAGGGAACCUUAAUACUAGGUUUAGGAAGCUUGAAGAAGGAGACACUUAUGAUGCUCUCAUUCUAGCAGCUGCUGGUGUGCUGAGAAUGGGCUGGCAAGAAAAGAUUUCUGAGUAUCUUGAAGAGGACACCUGUAUGUAUGCUGUUGGUCAAGGGGCACUGGCUGUGGAAUGUCGGGAGGAUGAUUCUACAGCCUUGGCAUUACUGUCCUCUUUAGGUCACUGCAAUACCACAGUAACUGCCAUUGCAGAACGUGCCUUCAUGCAUACCUUGGGGGGAGGCUGCUCAGCCCCUGUAGCUGUUUCCUCAAAGGUUGCAGAAAAUCAUCUGGAUCUUCAAGGUGGUGUUUGGAGCUUGGAUGGUAGUAAGGAACUACGCCACACCAUGACAACCCUGCUAGCUAAGCCAGACUCUUCCUCAGAUCUAUCAGAGCACCCGACAAAAGUGGCCAAAAUGUCUACUACAUAUUGUGGUGUGGUAUCUCUGCAGGGACUAGACCACCACAUGAGUCAAGCUUAUAGGUUGGGAUUAUCACUAGCCAGGUAUCUAACUAGCAAAGGUGCUGAUCAAAUUUUGAAAGAUGCCAAAGAACAAAAUAAUGCUAAUAUUACUGACAGUAAUCCAAACUCACCUCUUGAAAAGAAAGAGGCAGAAUUUAAUAGCUCAGAUUUGUAAAACAACAUUCAAACAGUAAUAAUAUAUAUAUAUUUUUAAUUGGUGUGUACAUACUAAAUUUAAAGUUCUUUGGCUUCAACUUUGAUAUGCCUCCAUGGUGCAGGGGUUAGUGUGCAUAUCCACAAAUUCUUAGACCCAGGCUCGAAUCCCUGCCCUGCCAGACAGCAUGCAGCUCACCCAUCUAUUCAUCCUUCCUUUCGGGCUGGCCGCUAAAUGGGUACCUGGGAAACCUGGGGAAGGUAAAACUGUGAUAACCAAGAUGUUACACUGGCCCUGUGUCCCAGGGGUAAUGGGCUCUUUCUUACCCACUGCAAGCUCAAGAGCCAAUGCAACAGAGAUGAGCAUCAAGGUCAUGUGCAGCUAUAGCAAUUAGCAUAUUCCCCCAACUGUACCUCUACAAUUCAAUUUUGAUUUUGCUCUUCAAUGUAGACAUUAUAAAGAUGGGUUUGUAGUUCAGAGAUGCAAGCAAAAUAUGGAAAAAAUAUAAAGAUAAUAGUAACAAAAGUGCAUCGCGAGUCAACUGCAGACAUUUGUGGUUGAGGUUACUUUGGCUGAUUAUUGUAUAUGUAGAUGAGGCUGAAGCACACUAGACCUCAUGUCUUUUGUUGCAGUUUAUGCUCCUACUCGCUCAUUCUAUUAUUAUUAUUUUUUCUUUGCUCAAACUUUCUUUCCAUUUAAAAACUUUCUGUAAAAAGUAAAAACUCCACUUUGGAUGAUUCAGGGUAUAUUCCUCGCACUUAUCCCCCCUCUGACUCCAUUGUGCCUGUUAUUAAAAUUCUUAAGAGCGA